This is a messenger RNA of Candidula unifasciata, 1137 nucleotides long. NCBI's taxonomy places the organism in Eukaryota, Metazoa, Mollusca, Gastropoda, Stylommatophora, Geomitridae. The record is from the annotation of a GenBank genome assembly.
AUGUCUGAGAGUGCUCAUAUAAAAGCUAAAUUUAGCAAGAGAUCUAUGAAUCGCAGUCUACAUACCUUUAAUAUGGAACAUGUACAUUUUCUUGAUGAUAAAGAAGAUGCAUGUACACAGACAUGUACAUGUGCAGCUACACCGGCUCAAGAAGCACCGGGUGUAGACAGUGCUUAUGAAGAAAUCAAGGAAACAGAUGCCACAGACAUGUCCUUCUAUGAGGCUUCCCCAUUGUCCUGGUCACCUGCUGCUCAGAGGACAAGAGGCCAGUACAAGGACAAAAACCCCAAAACUCUCAGGAUGUUGAAAGAAAUCCAUAGGGAAAAUGAACGCUUGCGUCACCAUUGCCUCAACCAGCACUUGCGCCUGAUAUGUAGGAAAGUGCCCGGUUCUGCUGAAAGUGGUAAAGAGACCAAGGUUGUGAUGAUGCAGAGAAUUAUUAGCUACGUUGCAUAUCUGGAAAACACAGUUCGAUUUAUGUGCACUGAACUUGGAGUGAAGCCAGACCCAAGCUGGCUAAAAAUUACUUCUAAUUUACAAGACAUGGACCAAUCAGAAACUUGGAGGAAAGAAUUUCUUGCAGUGCACUCUGAAGACAGCCGAGAUAGUGAAGUCUUCUCAAGAAACAUCUCCCGUCGCCUCACAUUGUCAUCUCCGACUAUUGACUCCACAUCAGACCUGAAUGACAACUCUGCAUUUCAGUUUAAACGUCCAAAGCCAAAGACACAACCCAGCCAAGAAUCGCAGGACUCUUCAGCACCAUCUUCCAGCCUGAGUGUGGAUGAAGAUAGCUCUGAUGGAUGGCAGUGGAUUAUGUCAGCGGAGUCAGUGGUUAUUGAUGGAUCAGAACACUUUGACAGCUUUCUAAACAACACUGACAGUGACACUAACAUGUUUGAGCUUCCACAUCAAACAUUUGAGAGUAAAUUAAUGAAAUCACCAGAAGAAGUCAAGUGGCUUGUAAGUCCCGACAGGUCACCAUCUCAGCAGCAACUAGAGGAGCACUAUGGAAUAAAAUGUGACUCCAAGUACUUUGAUGGACAGUCAGGUGACUUGAUGCAUGCCUUUUCCAUUUCACCUGAUCAAGUGAUACCACAGGCAACAGUCAAAGAAGAAGUUGUGGAGGAAAAUGAAGUA